UUUGUCACAUUGACCUUUGCCACCUCACUCGAUAGUCAGCUCUCCAUCGCGCCGGGGGUGCAGACGGCGCUUUCUGGACCGCAGUCAAAAUCAAUGACCCAUUUUUUGCGCUCCAAGCACGAUGCCAUCUUGAUUGGGGUGGGCACAGCCGUUGCCGAUAACCCCUCCUUGAACUGCCGCAUAGAGGGUGUGGGCGGCUACGGUGGUGAAGGUCUGGCCGGGCAGCCUAGGCCGAUUGUCGUCGAUCCGCAGGGCCGCUGGCAGUUUAGUGAAGAAAGCAAAGUGCUUAAGCUUGCUGGGGAGAGCAAGGGUAAGGCGCCGUUUAUCGUCACCCACGUGGAACCGUCGGACGAUCGCAGAGCUAUAUUAGAGAACGUUGGCGGGAAAUUCCUCGUCUUGGACCCAGCACCCAAGCACACAACCGAGACGAGUUCCCUAUGGCACAGGAUCCUCGAUGCGCUCAAAGAACAUGACAUUCAAAGCGUCAUGAUCGAGGGCGGCGGUUUUGUCAUCAACGACCUGCUUGGCCCUGGCCCUGCAUACUCGCUCGUUGAUUCAGUCAUUGUCACAAUAGCCCCGGUUUGGCUCGGAAAGGGCGGCGUGCAAGUUUGUCCUGACGGAGGGCCCGAAAGGCUACCUGUUACUAGAUUGAGGGAUGUCAGAUGGGUACCACUAGGCGAGGAUGUGGUACUGUGUGGGCGACCAAAUCAGGCGCUCCGGUGAAGAGACAUGCACUAGUCGAUUGGGAGUCGUAGCAUACAAACCAUGCCGA
Messenger RNA from Exserohilum turcica Et28A, 772 nucleotides. RefSeq lists its product as uncharacterized. Gene Ontology annotation, biological process: riboflavin biosynthetic process. Gene Ontology annotation, molecular function: 5-amino-6-(5-phosphoribosylamino)uracil reductase activity. The transcript has a single exon. NCBI's taxonomy places the organism in Eukaryota, Fungi, Ascomycota, Dothideomycetes, Pleosporales, Pleosporaceae. Bases 94 to 723 code for a protein of 209 amino acids. The record is from RefSeq and is a predicted model, not a curated record.